Molecule: messenger RNA, 5527 nt
Organism: Zeugodacus cucurbitae (melon fly)
Lineage: Eukaryota; Metazoa; Arthropoda; Insecta; Diptera; Tephritidae
Product: importin-4
Exons: 8
Coding region: 434-3697 (1087 amino acids)
Biological process (GO): protein import into nucleus
Cellular component (GO): cytoplasm; nucleus
Molecular function (GO): small GTPase binding; nuclear import signal receptor activity
Source: RefSeq, a predicted model, not a curated record
AGGCAAACCAAUAACCAACAAACAACGAAAGCAAGGCGAAGUCAGUCACACAUUCGGAUCACAAUUCGAAUUAUAUUUGCGCAAUAUACAAGAAAAAGCUUUCAGUUAAUUUUCUUCUUAGCUAUUUUUAUUCAAUCAUUCUUUGAAAAUCAUCUGCCUGGUGAGGUAGUACGGAGAAUAUUGGUGCAGUUCACAUCGCUUUUUGCAAAUAAUUAUAUGCAAAAAGAAAAAAUUGCGAUACAUUUCUUUGUAUUCACGUGUGAGUUCGGUUGUAUGUGCGUGUGAAAAACGAAGGAACAAGAAAGCAAUUGGCCCAAAGGAAGACAAGCAAAUAAUUGGCAAAUUUGCAAGCGUGUAAUUUUAGCGAAAAUAGCAUAAACUACUGGAAUAAUUGUGUUUUUGGGAAAAUAUAAAGUAAUUUAUAGAAUCCAAAAUGCAGCAAAUGACCCAAAUUAUUACAAAUUUACUUUCUUCGGAUAACGAUGUAAUCAAAAAGGCUACCGCUGAUUUGCAAGAGGCUUACAAGCGUCCUGAGACUAUACCAGCUCUUUGCGAAAUUGCCGUAUCAGCACCGGAGCCACAGGUCCGUCAAUAUUCUGCUGUACUACUCAAGAAGCACUUGGCAAAAUUGCGUCAAUGGAACAAAGUACCAGUUGAGCAACAACAACUUAUUAAGCAAGGUAUGCUUAAUGCCCUCAUGCAGGAGCAGCAAAAGUCUGUACGUAAAGCUAUUGCUCAAUUUGUUGGUGUUUUGGUGCGUCAUGAAGCCAAAAAGUCCGACUCAUGGAUGAGCGAAGUGUUGAAGUUCAUCUACAGCAAUUGCUCUUCGGCGGAUCCCAAGCAGAGCGAGUUGGGUUCAUCAACAUUUGCCAUUUUGGCCGAUGCGGCACCCGAUCAAUUCUUGCAACAUAUGGAAUCGGUUUGUGAAAUGUUCACUGCUGCAUUGGUGGCCACCGAAGCCACCGGCAACAUGGCAACGCCUGUUAUUUUCAACAUUCUAACUGGCAUGACUUACUUGGUGCCAUUCACAUUGGGUCACAACACAGCGGAACAAACGUUACAGAAGUCCAUACCGUUGAUUGUUAAAUCACUUCAAGCAUUUGCUGUGCAACCUGAGGUCGAUCAAUUUGUACAUGCCUUCGAUAUUCUCGAGAGUAUGGCAGAUUUGAAUGCUAAACUACUGAACAACCAUAUCAAAAUGCUGUUGGAGUUCUGUUUGGAGGCAGCAAGUAAUGCCCAGCUGGAUAGCGCUGUGCGCAUUAAGGCCGUCGCCUAUGUUGGCUGGUUGGUGCGCCUAAAGAAGAAAUUGAUAAUCAAACAAAAGUUGAUCGAACCCAUAAUCAGGGUAGUUUUCAAUUUGAUGGCAACUGAACCAGAGGACGAAGACGAUGAUGAAGAAUACUUUUUGGGUGAAGACAACUCAAACCCCAUGACAACGGCUACCCAAACAAUGGAUCUGCUGGCAUUGAGCGUACCACCAGAGAAGUUGAUUCCGCCAUUGUUGCAGCUAUUGGAACCCGCCUUGCAGGGCCAGGACCCACUGCCACGUCGUGCUGCCUACUUGAGCAUGGCUGUUAUAGCCGAAGGCUGCUCGGAGGCUAUUUGCAACAAGUACCUCGAAACAAUGUUGAAUAUUGUCAAAGUGGGCAUCACCGACCCAAUACCACUUGUACGCAAUGCCGCCUUCUUUGCGCUCGGACAAUUCUCCGAGCAUUUGCAGCCUGACAUCACCAAAUUCGCACCACAAAUUCUGCCAAUACUCUUUGAGUUCUUACAUCAGCUGUGCAAUGAAUUGCGAAGCGGCGGCACUGAACCCAAGCACAUUGAUCGUAUGUUCUACGCGCUGGAAACGUUCUGUGAAAAUUUGGAAGAUGAAUUGGUGCCACACCUGCCGGUGCUUAUGGAAAUCUUAUUCGAAGCUCUAAACCCCAACAACUCGGUUCGUGUGCGCGAAUUGGCUUUAAGUGCCAUUUCUGCUGCAGCGAAUGCCACAAACGAGAAUAUGUUGCCCUAUUUCCCACGCCUCAUCACCAUUUUGCAAUCAUAUUUGGCACCAACUGAAAACGAGGAUAUCAUCAGUUUGCGCCCACAAGCCAUUGACACCUUGGCUGCCUUGGCACGCACGAUCGGCAAGCAAAAUUUCAUGCCGUUAGCCACCGACACCAUGACGUUCGCCUUGAAUUUGCUCGAAAAGGCCGAGGAUCCGGAUGUACGUCGCGCCCUUUACAAUCUUAUUGCUUCUUUGGCCGAGGUAGUAAAUGAAGAGAUGGCCUCCGUGUUCCCGAAGGUAAUUGAACGCAUGUUUGACUCCAUACUCUCUACGGAGGAGGUAGUCCCGGAAUUCAAAGACGAUGAUGGUGUGCCAGCUCCAGCCGAGGAGGCCGAUGAGAACGAAGAUGAUAUCGAUAUUGAAAACUCUGAUGGAGAAGAUGAUGAUUUGGACAACAUUGCUGGAUACAGUGUUGAAAAUUCCUACUUGGAUGAGAAGGAGGAGGCCAUUUUGGCAUUGAAGGAAUUUGCCGAGCAUACCGGCGCCGCUUUCAUUCCUUAUUUGGAGAAAUCUUAUCAAAACGUUUACAAGAUGAUCGAUCAUCCACAGGAAGAUAUACGCAAAGUUUCAAUUGACGCAUUGAGCUCAUUCGUUGUGGCGCUCUUCAAGCAGCAAGAUGUGCAAGGCGUCUCCAAUGCCAUUACAAUCUUGAUACCUAAAUUGGGUCAAAUUGUGCACGAUGACGAAGAAGUAUCCGUUGUUUUGUCUGCCCUCGAAGGUUUGGGUGAUCUUCUUAAAGAGCUGAAGCAAAUCUCUUUGCCAACUGUCGAACUUCGUGACGUUGUCUUCGCUUGCAUAACCGACGUUCUGCAGGGCAAGGUCGCUUGUCAAUUUGACGAGUCGACUGGCGAUGAUGAUGAAGAUGCUGAGGAGAGCGAAUACGACGAGGCCAUUGUAGAGGGUGCUGGCAAUAUGCUGCCACUCUUAGGCGCAGCAAUGGGAGCCGAUCAAUUCAGACCAUACUUUGAGCGCACCUAUCCGAUUAUCUUGCAGAAAUUGCAAAAGGCAAAGAAAAACGAAGACCUUGAAUCACAGCGCGCUUUCGCCUAUGGCGCUUUAGCUGAAUGCUUUGCACCACUGGGAAGUCACACCGGUACAUUCUUCAACGCAUUCUGUCCAGUUAUGAUCGGUGGUCUCACUGACGAGUUCGAUCAAGCUCGCCAAAACGCCGUAUACGGCCUGGGUGAAUUGGUGCUAUACUCCGGAGAUAAAUCAUAUGAAGCUUAUCCACACAUUCUAAACGCCCUCUCCCAGGCCGUUGCCAAGGAGGCCAAGCCAAGUGCAUUGGACAAUAUUUGUGGUGCUAUUGCACGUCUUAUCAUCAGCAACAUUUCGUUGGUGCCGCUUGCACAGGUACUACCAGUAUUCAUGCAACAUUUACCACUACGCGAAGAUUUCGACGAAAACGCCUCAAUCUUCAAGUGCUUGAAGCAGCUAUAUUUGCAAGCACGAGACGCAAUUGCCGGUUCAUUGGAACAGGUCAUUGCCAUUGCCAUACAUGUGCUCUACAAAAAUGAAUACACAGAAAAGGAUACAUACGACACAGCGUUGGGUCUACUGCACGAAAUUCGUGAAAAUUAUCCCGACAAAUUCAGUGCUGUGGCCAUUUCGAACCCCGAAAUUGUUGCUUACUUGCAAACGCUGUAAAUGAGAAUGGGAUGAAUGACAUGUCAAUGAAUAGCAAGUGGACAUAAAUUUCAUGUAUUUCAGCUAAUUUUGCAAUUAUUUGAAUUUAUAAUGUAUGGUAAAUGGUUAUAUACACCAUUGCAAUUAACAUAGAAAGAGUAGUUUAGAAGACGGCAUACAUACAGAGACACCCCUCGCUAAUCAAACGAAUAUCAAAUAAUGCAACAAUUGAAAUCUCUCUGUAAUUCGGUACUAAUUCGUUCGUGUUAUUUUCCUUACUUCCCCGGGGUGAAUCAAAGAAUAAAAAAGACUAAGACUGCGCGCAUUUUCAAAACAAUGAAACAAAAAAUGCUUUCUUGCUGUUCAAUCGCAGCUGAUAAAGCAAAUUUUUAACCAGGGACUGAAAUUGAAAACGAAUAUGUAACAUGAAAUUUUUAUAAAAAUUGUUAAAAAGUAGUAUUUACUUUAAUUAAUUUUAUUUUUCUAUUUUUGCACAGAAUUAUUUUUGUGAAUUUUCCGAUUCAAUGAAGCUGGUAUAAAUAUUUCUUUUUGAAAAAUAUAUGUAAAUGAAAAAUAUUAAUAUAAUUACGUAUCAGUCCCUGUUCGAACUUAAGUAUUUGUAUAAUUAAAUAUUAAUUUUUUGCAUGUUUUGAAAAAUUAACACAAUUUAACUAUAUUAAUUCCAUAUAUUUUCUAAUUACUUGAAGCAAACGAAUUCAAUUGAUAAACAUUUUUGAUGAAAUCCUUAGUAUCCUACUGUACAACAAAGGCAGUAAUUUAUUAUUAUUUAUAGUUUAAUGAGUAAUGAGUAAUGAAAAGCAACAUGUAAUAGUAAUGAAUACUUGUAUACUCGAUCGUUAAACGUUAAACGUCCGCAUAAGGCAACUAAGACACAACAACUACUACAUAAAUUACAUUUUUAUUUUGUUUAAAAAACACUUCGAACUGGUUAUUAUAGAAAGAAAUAAAAAAAAUUAAAACUUAAAAUGCCUUAGAUUUAAACAUAGUUUUGUAUAUUUAAGAUAUACACAUGGAGAAGCCUUCCACAUACAAAUUUCAUCUCCAAAAUUCCUCAAAUAAAAUAAAGACAAUUUUCGUAAAAAUUGUAUUUUCGCAGCGUCGCAAUAUUCGACGCGCUCAAUUGUUCAAUGCAAAAUCUGCAUGUUAUGUGUGCAUACGCUAAAUCUUCUCCGCCUCAAUGGAGGUGGUCUUUUAAUCUCCAAGUGAAUAUAAAAAGGCUGUGAUAUAAACUCUGUGUCAAGUUGUUAUAAAACAAAAGAAAGAAUACGAAAACAGUUCGCGUGUCCCAAAGACGCUUGCGUACACAUCACAACAAGAAAUAAAAUAUUUUUGUUUCUUUUAUUUUAAAGCUGGCACAUGCUUCACCUUACAUUUUUAUCAUUCAAUUUUUAACCCACACAGGUCAUUCACAACUGCUGCAGUGUUUGGCUCCUUGAUCUCCCAAUGUGUUCCCAUAUUUAUUUAUGUUUAAUUUUAGUUGGUUUGACCAACAACACUUAACCCCCUCUCCCCUCACAACACCCACACAGUGGGCACUGCAGACUUGCUACACAGUCAAUUAAACAUCGGUUUUAGUGUUUGUCUAAAACUUUGCUGUGUUUUAGCGUAUAUCCCCUAUAAGUUUAUCCGAAAGUUAGGCAUUGCCAGUGCGCAAAACUUAAAUUUUAUUUUUAACGCUUUUUUCAUCAUUACAUUCUAGUAUGUAUUACACAGCAAUUGAAUUAAUAAUAAUAAAAAUUAUUAAAAUUGCAUACUCAAUCCAUGUUUAAUAAAACGAAAUGCGAUUCGUUUUUUUUUCUCUCAAUAAAAUAAAAUGAUUUGUAACUUCAA